GUGAAGGUAGUGCGUUGGAGCAUGCGUCGACAUCAGAUAACAAGAGGGUCGGAAGCGGACGUAGUGUUGUGAAAGCAAAGAAUGUCGAUCGCUUUCAAGUGGAUAGUAGAAGUAGCAUUAGUAGACCGCUUCCACCUGCUAGUGACCAGCAACAAGACCUGGUGGAAGCAGACCCUUAUCUGGAAAAUGCCGUCAUAGUGCGGACUCCACGAGCUGGAAGUCCGAUCGAAAAGCGUGAGCAUCGGGACGGGAGUGAACAUAAUGCGAGUCCAGUUCUUAUGACGUCGAACGUUUUUCCACCUUCAUGUUCACUGGGAAGUCUGAAGCCUGCUGUGACGACAGCUGCGAUACCAGAAGAUAAGCAGCGUACGAUGGACGACCGCGUUACCGAAAUCAUAGGAUUUUUGGGGCAACGGGCUUUGCGAGGCACAAGGCGGGGAUCCUGGCAUCGCGAAACUGCGAAGAUAGAGCAGCCUUCGCCAGUCUUGAUUCCACAGAAAAUACGUCGCUCGCAAUCACCACGGCGAUCGGCCUCACCGAAACGUCAAGAUAACUUUGAUGGUGCUGACGACUACAGGCUUAACUCCAAAGGGAAACGUGGAGUCAGCCCUGCUCACCAUGAUCGUUUAGCAGGGAAUCAUAAAGUGCAACCACAAGCAGGAGCGUCACCUACUCUUGUGCGAGCGCGAAGGGAAGCACACGAGGCCCGGCGACAACGGGGUUUGUCGAGUAACGCAAUUGGCCUUUCCUCCACCGCGAGCAUUCUCGGUUGUGGUGCUGCAGCGAUCAGGAAGUCGACAAGAAUUCAAGACUGCGCUUCAUCUGGUGUCCUCGAAAUGCAAUUUUUGCCUCGCAUAUCGGAGGGUGUCGUUAGACUCGUGAUGGUCGGGCAGCAGUGCGUCCGUGUGCAGCAGCAGCGCAGAAACCCUCUGGUUGGUGAAAAAGACUCUUCUCCGGACCAUAAGAGUCGAAACAAUAUUAAGUCGAAGGAAGAAUAUAAUCGAAAAUGGGAAACUCUGAUUGACGAUUACGCUGAUGGAAAGCUGGGGACGAGUGCGAAUUCUGACAGGAUUGGUGAUUCGGCUUGGGGCAAGAAGCAAGCUGAAGCUGAAGAAAGCACAGCGGCGAGACAAUCACGAGCGGCUAAGCGUGCUGAGUUGGAUGCCCUGAAAAGAUUUUUUCUAGAGCAACAGGAUGAUGAUACAGACACCUCAAAUGGCGAGGCCCUUCGUCCACAACGAGGUGCGACCACGUCCGCACCGCAUCAGACGAAAGAGAUAAGUAGCCGAUCCUCCCUGUGUACGCCAUGUCGAACGCAAACCGUGCCGCUGCACGGUGGUACUGACUCACAACACCAGGUAGAGCAAACUACAGUCGCCUCCUCCGCUUCUCGAUGGCGUCUGCUUCGCGAAUGUACGGAUCUCCGCGACCGGUUUGCUGAGACACUGGGGAACUUGGCGCUCGCUUGCGAAUUCGACGACCCAUUUCCACUGCUGUGGACUGCAGACUUCAUUAGGGAGUUUCCUGAUGUAGUGGGAAAUUCGGACACUUGCGAAUGGGUCCUAGUGAAAGUCAACGCAGAUUUUUUCACGUUACUUUCGUCUGCGAAUGAUAGCGAUACAGCUCUUUUUUUGGAGGAUCCAGGAACCAGGGAAAUCUAUCGCGAUGCUAUUGCGCAGGCAAUGCAGGUUGCGCUGAAAAAUAUAGAAACAAAAACAAUGGAACCCGAUGCAUAUUACAACUAGAUGAAUUUCUUUACUAGACAGACGUGCACGUUCUGUUUCAAAUGCUGUACUCCCGG
Amoebophrya sp. A25 is the source of this 1801-nucleotide messenger RNA. The record is from the annotation of a GenBank genome assembly. Lineage: Eukaryota; Dinophyceae; Syndiniales; Amoebophryaceae.